Messenger RNA from Spea bombifrons (plains spadefoot toad), 2324 nucleotides. RefSeq names its product calcium responsive transcription factor (gene CARF). Gene Ontology annotation, cellular component: nucleus. Lineage: Eukaryota; Metazoa; Chordata; Amphibia; Anura; Pelobatidae. Gene Ontology annotation, biological process: regulation of transcription by RNA polymerase II. The transcript has 15 exons. Bases 74 to 2161 code for a protein of 695 amino acids. The record is from RefSeq and is a predicted model, not a curated record. Gene Ontology annotation, molecular function: DNA-binding transcription factor activity, RNA polymerase II-specific; RNA polymerase II cis-regulatory region sequence-specific DNA binding.
UCUGGCAGUUCGAUGCGCAUGUACAGUAUUCCGGUCUCCAUGGUGGUGUUCGCGAAAGCCAAGACGAGGACAUAUGGAAAUGGAGAACAAUGAAUUACAGCAGAAUGCAGUGUCACCUCCCGCAGACUUGUUGAUAACAUGCAGCAAUACAGAGGAUGCACCGCUUCAGGACGCUGCAAACCAGCAGGUAUCAACCUUGACUGAGGAGUACCAUUUUAUAGACCAAGAUGGGCAAUCCAUCCAUUAUGAGAUUCAGGGCCUUCAUAGCACCGGCCCUCAGAUGAUGAUCUUGACCAGCGAAUCAGAAAAUGGACAAGUGUUCCAUGUCAUUCCUUCCAGCCAAUCAGGAACAGCUCAGCUGAUUAUUCCUCAUGGGCAGAUACAGGGCUUCCAGGACCACUUAGAACAAAGCAACGAGCACCAGCAGUGUCCAGCAGACAAUGCAGUGCCGGAGAACACUGGCAGCUUUAUUAUCCACUCAAGCGCACCACUGACCAUGUGUAAGAAGGCUCCCAAUGGGUCUCCAACAGACCUGUUUCAGAGGCCACUGCCACCAUUGCCACCAAAUAUCCCUGUCUGGGCUCGUCGACUUCGGGAUUGUGAGAGAAUAGGAGACUCUUUCCGAGGUUAUUGUCUAAGCGAGGCUGAGCUGAGAAGUAUAUUAGCACAGCACAAACAGCAAACACAGAGCGUUUGGGGAACACGCCAAUCUCCGAGUCCAGCCAAACUAGCCACUCGGCUAAUGUGGAAGUCGCAGUAUGUCCCAUAUGAUGGAAUUCCUUUUGUUAAUGCAGGAAGUAGAGCGAUUGUUAUGGAAUGCCAGUAUGGGCCAAGAAGAAAAGGAACACAGCCUAAAAAAAAUGGGGAGAGUGAAAGUUUAUCAGGGCAGAUCUACAAAGCAACCUGUCCAGCAAGAAUAUAUAUUAAAAAGGUAAAGAAGUUUCCUAUUUAUAGAGUUCCCACUGAUCCCAAGAUCGACAAGAAGUUGAUUAGGAUGGAGCAGGAAAAAGCCUUCAACAUGUUGAGGAAGGAUAUGGAUGGAAUUGACGGUGUGUUAAGGUGGUAUGUACAGUUACCGAAUCAGGAUGCGCAUCAGUAUCACAAUCUAGAGACUGGUUGCUUUUCUCCCUCCCCGUCCCCAUUCCAACAGGCUGCAGAGGAAGAGGAAGAGAUUUUAUGUGAAGAGAACUCUAUCCAGCCCUCUCGUCUGCAUCCUCGAGUGGCAGAAAAAAUUCGAGAACUGGUAGCUUGCGGAAUCGAUGAAGUUUAUUCUGUCAGGAAACAACUACGGAAAUUUGUGGAGAGGGAGCUUUUCAAACCAGAUGAGAUCCCUGAACGUCACAACGUGUCCUUCUUCCCAACAGUAAAUGAUCUGAAGAAUCACAUUCACGAAGCACAGAGAUCCAUGGGAAAUGGAGAACUAAUCUAUGAUUCAGACACCAUUCCUGGAGCAGUGAGAGAGUUCAACUGGACUUCAGAAAGUGGAAAUGUCCUUAAUGAAAUGGUUACAGUUACAUUUGAUUCAACAUCCCAGGAGGAACAAGAAUCUUUGAUUAAAGGUGAAGAUUCCCCAUCAGAAGAUGUCACCCAAAACACUGUUCAGCUGAUCUCAUCGCUUACGUCUCUUCAGCCCAAAAUUUUUGCACAGCUUCAGGGACUUCAACUACAGCCUACAUUUACAUCCCCUGAUGGACAAACUGCCCUCAUCACACUGAACCAGCCAGCCUCAUCCUUUACUUCACCCGAGGGAACAACGGCUGUGAUAACAGUGAGUCCAACGACCCCUGUUAAUGCUAGUUGUCUCCUGAACAGUGGAGGGAACAGCCAGCCUCUCGUUCUUAGUCACUUGCACAGCCAGCAAAAUGACUCACCUGUGUCUUCUGUGGUUACUUUGCCUGACUCGGCAAAUAACCUGGUCAGUAUGGGACAGCUGGUAACAGUGGAGGAUGGAGCUGGAGUGACAGGAGAGGUGCAUCAGAUUCUGCUGGGGGAGAUACACUCAAUUCCUAUCCAGAUUGUUGAGAGUCAACCUACUAUAGUGGAAGUAAAUACAGUUAAUACAUUUGGCACUGAUGGUACAGAAAAAGUCCAUGAAGAGGCCUGUGGAAAGCAGCUGUCCACUGCACAUGACAAAAGUGUACAAAGUCAGGAUCCUGCGUGAGCCAUGAAUGGACACAGCUAUAGCUUUCCUCUUACUGCAUCAUUUAUUAAAGAAGCACAGUUAUGUAAGAUCCCUCAUAUUGAGGGUUAUUUCCGCAUGAAACAUUGGUGGUCCAAAAUGUGGGUACAUCAAUAUAUUUACUCAUGCUACCCAGUAACUAGCU